GAGCUGAGAAGAGAAGAUCCUCACUUAGGUUGGAGUUCCGAAAAAACGCGUUGUAGAGUAAAGCCUGAAGACACGUAUCCAGCUCCAGGAAAUGCAUGAAGGAGCGCUGCCAUCUUGCUGGGACAUGCUGAUCAUUGUAAAGGUGCCAUUGUUCGUCCUUCAGCCAGUGUACAUGAACUAAGCCGCAAAAUUGUGCUAUCAGGCUUGAAGCAUGGGCUCAAGUGCCACAUGGCAGCUGACAAUAACGGAAUUCUCUUGCUUGCAAGGUACUUAGCAGAGGCUGGGAUCUUGCCUAACCAACAACUGAGUUUGGAGCAUGACAAUAUUUCAACGGUCCGGUUUCGGUUCCAGAAUGGUUUGGUUCUCGUGGUUAUCUAUAAAGACUUAGUUGGCAGGAUAUGCUAGAUUAAUUAGAGCCUCCUGAAGGAAUUAGCUGGCAGGCGGCUAUUCCCGAAACUCAUCUGUAGCUCCAGCUCCCAUCACCUUGUUACACUCUGGGAAUCUCUUGGGCCAGCGGGCAUGUUAAA
This is a messenger RNA of Cantharellus anzutake, 527 nucleotides long. RefSeq lists its product as uncharacterized. Bases 229 to 405 code for a protein of 58 amino acids. The record is from RefSeq and is a predicted model, not a curated record. NCBI's taxonomy places the organism in Eukaryota, Fungi, Basidiomycota, Agaricomycetes, Cantharellales, Hydnaceae. The transcript is spliced from 4 exons.